GUCUUGCUGGCCUCCCCCGAGAUCCCGCCGGCCACCAAAAAGAUCCGCGUCAAGGCCCUGGGACCCGAGGUGCGUCGAGCUACCAAACGCGUGCGAGUCAUGUCGUUGCCGGGGGCCGGAGGCGCGGCGGCGGGGGCUGACGACGACGACGAGUUUGCCCAAGGACCCAUGGAGACCUUCUUGAAAACGCUUAUAAAAAGCAGCACGCCCCAACCCAAGGCCACACCCAAAGGCAAGCCGAAACUCCCACCCAAGCCGAAAAUCCCGCCCAAGACACCCAUCUCGUUGCCGUUACCGGCCGACGAUUGGGAAGAGGAAUUGGCGGAGCCCAUUCCCAGCACGUCCAAGAGGAAAGGGAGUGCCACGUUGAGCAAAGGCAAGUCGCCUCUCACGGUCUCGAGACCCCCCUUGACCGUCAAGAAACCCAGUCGAUUUGGACAGGCGGCCAAAGAGGGCAAGAAACUGGCCAAGGAAGUGCUGAAGUUGAAACGACAACCCGGCUGGAGCGAGUGGGGAGAAAAGGUGCAGCGGAAACUGCAUGGCAAGGACUACUAGACGCCGCCGCCGCCCCCGCGCGUCGCGCCGUGGCCGGCGUCGCAUGGUCGGUCGGGGCUUGGACGUGCAAAAAUGGUUGGCCAAGACAGGCAUCGAAUUUCAUUGGCCGGGGUACCAAUACAUGGGUCCAGGCACCCAUUUGGAGAAACGUCUGAAGCGCGGGGAUCCCGGCAUCAACCGGUUGGACCGCAUUGCGAAACAACACGACAUUGAUUAUUCUCACGCGCGCUCGCAUCAGGACAAGUGGAAAGCCGACGACAAGAUGAUUCGCGCCAUUCAAUCCCUCCCGGGAAAAAAGACCUGGACCGAAGGCAUCGUCCAAAAAAUCAUGCAGGCCAAACGCAAAUUGAAACUGUAA
Molecule: messenger RNA, 913 nt
Organism: Porites lobata
Lineage: Eukaryota; Metazoa; Cnidaria; Anthozoa; Scleractinia; Poritidae
Source: the annotation of a GenBank genome assembly